Balaenoptera musculus (blue whale) is the source of this 4622-nucleotide messenger RNA. RefSeq names its product actin like 10 (gene ACTL10). The record is from RefSeq and is a predicted model, not a curated record. Bases 2680 to 3939 code for a protein of 419 amino acids. NCBI's taxonomy places the organism in Eukaryota, Metazoa, Chordata, Mammalia, Artiodactyla, Balaenopteridae. The transcript has a single exon.
GCGGGCGGCUACGCGACCCUGCCUAGGAGCAGCCGAGCAAGCGGCGCCGCGGCCCUCGCCCGCGGCACUGAGUGCCUGGCCCGGACCUCCGGACCACAGUCCAUACCAAUAAAGAGCGCAUAGCAACCCUGGCGCUGUAGCCCUGUCUGAGGCAUCGGGGCGUAGAGCUGGGGUGGGGGAAACUUAGGGCCUGAGCGAGACGGGGGAGAACAGGCGUAUUGAAGGCAGAGCCACAGCCAUGGCCUGGAGACAAGGCUGUUUUUGCCUCCUCCCUUCUUGUGACCCAAGAGUCAGAACCCCUAUUCCGGGCUGGCGGUGGUGGGGGCGGGGGCACCCUGCCACAGUGGAGGGAGGCUGCUCCUCUCCCCUCCAGCUCCAGGCCCGGGUCGGAUCCUGACGGCUCUGCAGGCCCAGUGGAAGAGAGCUUGGGCAAACCCAGGCUUGGCCACGCUAGGAGGAGGGGCCUGCUUCCAGCAGAGGCCAGGCAGCUCCAAGAGUCUCCAGCACUCAGAGGUCCUUCUUAAGCUGAGGGAAGGUCCCAGGCAAAAAGCCACCACCUUGGGGAAAGAACUGUGAAGGUCUCAUGGUCAGCAUAGUUUGAGCCUUAGACUCACGUUCUGCCUGUGAAAGCACCCAGGAGGAGAGGCUGGGGUCCCUGGUCCUCUGACCCCUCCCUCCUAACCCACUCUGCUUGGUAACCCCCAAGGCACCUCAGUCACUUGUCUCCCAAAUCACCCUGUCCCAUCCUCUUCCCCACAUUGCAACCAAAGGCUUCUUCCAAACCACUGAUCUGUAGGGCAGUUCACGCUCCCGCUCAUAAGCUCACACUGGUUCUCCGCUGCCCACAGGGAAACACCCAAACUUAUUACUGGGAUGUACAGGUCCAGACCCCCAGCCUCGGUCUUCGCCUCUAGGGCUUCUUAGUGACUUCCACCCUCACCCCUGCUCUGGCCAUAUUGCCACUUGUGGUCUUCAAUUCGAGGUUCACCUCCCUAAUUCACCCACAAGAGGCCCUGCACACUUUCUGUGGGCGGAACCCAGCUGCUUCUCUCUCUCCUGGGUCCCAAACCCAGCUCCAGACCCUACUCCCUCCAGCCCUGCCAAACCUGCAGCCUGCAUUCCACUGGAGACCAACAUCAGAAUGCCCCCUUUGGGGGCAGAUGCAGCAGGAGUGAAGGUCCCAGUUCACUAAAACCACAGGCACAGCUUCUGCUGAAGAUACACUUUUGUCAGUGUCAACAUGACAUCACCUGCAUCAGGCUGGAGGCUGUACUACCCAUAGCAUCUCCCCUGCUGCUUUGUGAGAACUGACCCUUUCCUACCAUCCACAUGGUUACAAUCAGGGCAACCACGUUCCUCAAUGUGGCCACACCUCCUGGCAUAAGCAAUUGGCCCAAGCUGGUCCUAUCAGCCCCUUCCCUGGGUCUGUAAUUUAGGAGCUGUAGGAGACUAUGUUUUCUACAGGAACGUGCACAGGCUGAAGCCAGUCUUGAGAAGAAUGUAAACAGAACGCAGAGCCAGUGCACAUCUUGGGUCCCCCACAGGCCGGCAGUCAGGCCCUGAUUCCAGUCUUUUCCUAAAACCUGAUUUCACCCUUGCCUUGAUAUCCAGUAAGACAUACAAGAUCCUUGUGAUAAAAGUCCGUAUUUUAGCUUAAGCUCACCGGAAUGGGUCUUCAACUUGCAACCAGAAUGAUCCUAAAGAGAAUAAAGAGACUCUGCAGAGACAAGACGUGGACUAUUUCCUGUGUGUGAGGACGACCGCCUUUCGGAGGAAGUAACUGAGCCCAGAGAGAGAUUAAGACUUGCUCAGUGCACAGCGAGUCAGCCUCAGAACUGAGUCACAAACUCAGGUCCACGUUUGUAAGCCCCUGAAGGUAGGAUCCCUUUGUGGGCUACCUGGGCCCUUGAAGGCUAAGCACACAGAGAUCUUCAGGGGGGCUGGAGAUCCAUGAUUAAGAGCUUUCUCUUCAGCGUUGAGAGGGAAGGGGCCGCACAUUUGGCCAGCGCACAUCAGAUAAUCCGAAGUGGUUUGGGGAAGGAAUCAAAUUGGUUGGACUGAGCGGCUGAGGCCAGACCCCUGGAUGUCAAAAUCACUGCCCUUGACCCUGUCCCAGGAGAGAGGAUGGGUCUGGGGCGUUUUCAUCAGGGUAGAGGCUGCGAAAGCACAGCAGGUGCUGAGAACUGAGGUCACAAUGAGUCCAAGUUCUUUUCCUUCCUUCUCUGACCACCCCCUCCCAACUCCACGACCAGGAGCUACAAUACUUCUGUCAAGCUCAGUUGAGAAGUGCCAGGAGACCGCCAGGGUCUCAAGGGCUGGGCUGGACUCCUGGGUCCCCAAGGGGGAUAUAUGUCCGGAAAACAUUGCCACAAGGCCCCUUCAUUCUCAGAGCUGCUCCUGGAGACUUCUCAAUCUCUUAAAGCGGCCCUCUCAUCAUCCACCUCAGCAAGGGAUUAGGGGGCGGAGCCGCACCGCCCAGGCGAGUCCUCGGAGAGGGGGUGGGGCCUUGAGCCCGAGGAGGACCAAGAGGGACUGAGCCAGAGCCCAGUUAGGGCGGAGACUGACACUUGAACCAAAGGUCGGGCCUCAGGCCCAGGGUCGGAGCCAAGAGCUGAAAAGAGACCUCCACUCCGGCCAGAAGAGUGGGACUUCAGGACCAGAAGGCGGGGACGAAGGCCCAUGAGGCAGAGCCAAGAGCUGAAAGGCGGGCCUCCAUCAAGUCCAGCUGAGGCGGGGUUCUCACGCCGGGGGCGGAGCUUUGGGCUGAAGGGCGUGGCCGGCCCGAAGGUGGCGUCGCUGUCCGGGAGCCACCGGGUCCGCCGGCUGUCCUCGCUGGGCCGCGUCGCGGUGGUGGUGGACCAGGGCUCGGGCUUCACCAAGGCGGGCUUCGCGGGCGAGGAGCAGCCGCGCCUGGUACUGAAGAGCUCCAGCCUAGUACCCAGCUGGGACCGGCCCGUGCUGCCCGGGGCGCCCGGCUGCGAGCUGGCGGGCGGCGUGGCGCGGGCGCACCCCAUCAAGCACGGCGUGGUGGUGGACUGGGAGGCGCUGGAGGGGCUGUGGGAACGCCUGCUGGUGGGCGGCCUGCGGGUGUGCCCAGAGCAGUGGCCGGUGCUGGUGAGCGACUCGCCGUCGGCUCCGCCCGCGGGCCGCGAGAGGGUGGCCGAGCUGCUGUUCGAGGCCCUGGCAGUGCCCGCGUGCCACAUGGCCAGCACCGCGUUGCUGGCUCUCUGCUCUGUCGGCGCGUUCAGCGGGCUGGCCUUGGAGGCGGGCGCGGGCGUGUGCCACGCCACACCCAUCUAUGCGGGCCACUCGUGGCACGAGGCCACCUUCCGGCUGGACGUGGCAGGCAGUACACUGUCGCGCUACCUGCAGGACCUGCUGGUGGCAGCCUGCCCCGAUCAACGACUGCAUGCCCUGCCCCGCAAGGUCAUCACACAGCUCAAGAAGCACUGCUGCUAUGUGUCACUGGACUUCGAGGGUGACCUCCGUAACCCUGCCCGCCACCAUCCUGCCAGUUUCUACUUAGGCAAUGGGUGCUCUGUCUGCCUCAGCAGCGAGCGCUUCCGCUGCCCGGAACCCAUCUUCCAGCCGGGUCUGCUAGGCCAGGCUGAGCCAGGACUGCCCACCCUGGCUUUCCGGGCACUGCAGAGGAUGCCCGCAACACUACGGACACGGCUGGCCAACACCGUGGUGGUGGCCGGUGGCUCCACGCUUUUCCCUGGCUUCACUGAGCGCCUGGAGAUGGAGCUGGAAGCCCAGUGCCGGCGGCAUGGUUAUGGGGCACUGCAGCCUCGCCUGGUGGCCAAGCCCGGGCGUGGCACAGCAGUGUGGACAGGCGGCUCCAUGGUGGCCUCACUGCGUUCCUUCCAAUGCCACUGGAUGACCCGGGCCAUGUACCAGGAAUGUGGCUCCAGGCUGGUGCACGAAGUGUUCAACUGACUCAUGUUGGACUGGAGGGGGUGGUGCCACGAUGAGGGUGUGCAGAGGCAGACACCUGGCAGGCUGAGCUGCAGCUCGAUCAGAGGCAUUGAGUGCCAGAUAAAAGGCUCAGUGAUUGAUUGGAGCUGGCAGAGUCGUGUGGUGUGGCAGAGUCGUGUCCCAGACCCCCACCCCCCAUUUACAAGCUGGAAUUCCCCAAGAGGGUCACUCUCUACCCCUUUCUGGGCCAGGAGGAGGUGGUCAGGACCCCUGGGGCCCUUACUUUGACCUGCAGUUUGAAUCCCCACUAACCAGUGCCAGUUCAGAGAAUGCCAGUCUAGGGGCCCACCCCCAGGGCCGUUUCCAUGGCAACAAGGAAGGCGAUGCCCCCACUUGUGUCCAGGCCACAGAUAUGGAAGUCAUCAUAACAUACCAACCCCUCAUCAUAUACCAUUUGGAUUCCCAUCCCAUGCCAGGCCCCAAGGGGUGACCCUUUGAAAAACUACUAAAUCCCAUGUGAAAGCAACCAGAAGGGGAAGCCCUGUCCUCAGCUGAUCAUCAACUUGCUGAGAGCCUCAAAGUGAGGUCAGGCACAAUCCCAGGCCUGCUCACUGUUCCCUCCUCACCCGCUUAGGUGGAGACAUUUCUUAAAAAGAACACAAAGGGAGGGGUGCCUUUCGAUGUUUUUAAAAUACCAUCCAAGG